Molecule: messenger RNA, 3366 nt
Organism: Daldinia vernicosa
Lineage: Eukaryota; Fungi; Ascomycota; Sordariomycetes; Xylariales; Hypoxylaceae
Product: DNA polymerase phi-domain-containing protein
Exons: 2
Coding region: 136-3222 (1028 amino acids)
Biological process (GO): regulation of DNA-templated transcription
Cellular component (GO): nucleolus
Molecular function (GO): rDNA binding; transcription factor binding
Source: RefSeq, a predicted model, not a curated record
CAUCGAUGUCCUCAGCGCAUGCUGCUAUGAUAUUACUAUAGAAACUAGACCAAUUGACAAAAUCAAUCAAACAUAGUCUGAAUUACCCUUUUGUACACAUCCUUUAGAAAUAAUACCUCGAAUAUCUUCUUCACAAUGAGCAAAAGGAAGCGCAGUGCCAACAAGGCCGGUCCCAAUGGCAGCCAACCUACGCAGAAGCGCGCAAAAACGGAACAGUCUCUGUCAAAUGGUGCCGAAGCUCCCAACCUCGACUUAGAAAAGUCCCCCUUUACGGAAACCCUCAAUACCGAAGCUCGAAAACGAGAAGCCAAGGUAUACGAAUUGCUUGGAAGUGCCGAUAGCGACGAACGAAUUGCUGCCGCCGAUGCGCUCGUGACCGGACUUCUGGUUUCCUCGGAAGCCGCACUUGAAAGGCAUCUCGAUAAUCGUCUAUUCCGUGGCCUUGCGAGCUCGCGUAAUGCAUCCCGAGUGGGCUUCAGCCUUGUAAUAGCAGAAAUCCUGAACCAGCUGUUCGGUCCCAAGAACCUCGCCGAGUCAAAAUACACUGGCUUAACGUUCGAUAAGGUGCUGAAUAUCCUGGUAGAAAAAACAACCUCCAGCGGGAAUAUUCCUGGGCAGGAGGAGAGGGACUAUUACUUCGGUCGACUUUUCGGUUUACAAUGUUUUGUAGAGUCCAAGACUCUUUUCGAUGAAGAAUCGCGAUGGCUAAAAGUCUUGGAUCUGCUGUUAAAUAUGGCCGAGAAGAAAGUCUGGAUGAGAUCGCAUUGCGGAUGGGUUAUCGUGGAAUCGCUGCCCCAGAUGGGACAGGACAGAGCAGAGGCAACACUCCAGAAAUUGUCUGAUAUUGGGCUUGGCAAAACCGCAGAGGGCAUUGGUAUCUGGGUGAAGGCGCGAAGUUGCUAUCCUAACCUGAAAACACCAGCAAAACCCUGGCAUGAUCCUAUGAAUCCGAGUGUAUUGUCCGAAGUGGCUCGGGUGUUGAAGGAUAACGUGGCACAGGAUAACGGAGAGGACGCAGCGAUUGUCAAAACCAAGCAAGGCGGAUGGAGUGCCCAAUUGCAUUUUGUUUGGGAUAUUUUACUCGCAACAUUCCUCAGUCAAGAGACAGACGGAAAGCAGGGCAAAGACCAGCUGAAACUAUUCUGGACCACCGUCAUUGAUGAUAGUCUUUUCUCCAAGAAUGCUUCUGACGCGCAAAAGUUUCGGGGCUUCGUCAUAUUUCAAAAGUUCCUCCUUGGGUUUGCGACAAGAAAAGCAAACUUUGCUAAGGAACUGUUUACUCGGAAUUUAAUGAAGUGUCUGAUGAACCAAGCUGCCAAGGAGGAUCGAUAUCUCCAUCGGGCUGCGCUGAAAAGUCUCCAAUCGAUCGAGAAAGCUGUGCAGGCCUCGCCAGAACUCCUGUUGCUAGUCCUAAACGAGCUAAUCGGAAAAGCUGGGGCUUACGACUUCGAUCAGCGAACGAAUACUAAGACUAUCGAGAACCUGCUGCAGUGGGCCACUCCGGAUAAUGCGAAGACUGUUCUUAAGCUUCUUCGAGAUCCCGUGGUUGCGAACGAUGGUGCAGCCAGCGAUGUCGAAAAGCUUAGACAGGUGUAUGCCGGUUACGUGUCUAAAUUGGCCACCCAAGCGAAGCCCGCGUCCGAAGCCUCGAGCGAUAACGAGAGUACGAAUGUCGCCGAGCUUGGCGUAAAAGAGCUAGCAGCAUGUGCAUAUUCUGUACAAAAGCAGUUCAAACCAGAAUUAUCGGAGAAAUCAAGAGAGACGUUUCGUAGAUUACUCGCGUCUACUAUCGGAAAGGUAAUGAGACGUCGAGAUGAUGCCGAAUAUCUUUGCAACGCGGUUAUCUCUGUCGAGUCCUCAGCAGUGAAUAUGGGUGAUGAGAUAAAGGCUGAACGAGAUAGCGCACUGAAAGCCAUACGAAAACUACUGAAAGCGAGCAAGAAAUCAGAUAGCAAGAAUGCUGGGGCUUCGGUUGGCCUUGCUCUGCUAUAUGCUAUUACGAUAUUACAAUUAUAUGACGGAGCACCGGAUGCUAUUAGUAUCCUCCAGGAUCUAGAGAGAUGUUCCGAGAAGAUGAAGAGCAAGGAAGGUGGUAGCUCUGAACUUCUGGUGGAGAUAUUGCUUGCAUUAGUUUCUCGACAGUCACCAAUGAUGCGGCAGAUUAGCGAGCAGGUGUUUGAGGCAUUCACUUCGCAGAUCUCUUCCGAAGCUCUUGAGCUUCUAACUGAGCCGCUUCUCGCGGAAGAAAAUCAGAAAGGAUAUCAAGCCCUGUUUGAAAACCUCGAGGACGACGACGUAGAAAUGGACGACGGUGAAGAGUCAGGGUCUGAAGAUGAAGCUGAGGACAUAGACGAGGACGAAAUCUCGGAACUUGGUUCCGACGUUGAAUUUGUUGCUCUAAAUGGCGCCGAGGCAACGGCUGACGACGAAGAGGAAGAGGAAGAGGAUGAUGAUGAUCAGCAAGGCGAGGCGGAUGCUAAAGAGCUUGCGGAUCUUGACGACGCUCUCGCAAAGGUCCUAGGAAGCCAUCGCUUGGACAAAGAUAAAGAGGCCGAAUCGUCAGAUAACGACUCGGACAUGACAGAUUCCGAGAUGAUGGCGCUGGACGACAAGCUCGUCGAGGUGUUCAAGCAGAGGGCGAAGAACACAGGCAAGAAAAAGGAGAAGAAGGACGCCAAAGAAUCCGUCAUCAUGUUCAAGCACCGCAUCCUCGAUUUCGUCGCUCUCUACCUCAAGCACGAGGCUGCCAACCCACUAGCCUUCAGCCUCCUCCUCCCGCUCCUAGAAGUCGUACACAGCACCACCGCCAAGCCUCUCGCCAACAAGGCAGUCGCGGCUAUCGAAAACUUCUCCAAAGCCUUCAAGAAGGCACGGGCCGCCGGCGGCGACAACAAGCACGAACUCGACGCCGCGGCGCAACUCGCGCUGAUGCGCGAGAUCCACCAACAGGCAGCUAAGGAUGCAGCGCACGCCUACGGCCGUGCGGCGUCGACGGCUAGCUUACUCGUCGCAUCGAGCCUUAUUGUCGCUGCCCCCGCCGGGGAUCACGUCGAGGCCAUCAAUGCGCUGUACGCGCAGACGUUUACCGAGUGCCAAAAGGGCACGCUCAAGCUACCGGGGUUCUUCUUCACCGACUGGGUUAAUUGGGGAAUGGGCCACGCGGCAAAUGCCCAGCAGCAGCAACAAUCACAACAGCAGCAGCAGCAAGAAGGGGAAUCGUAAGAAUGUGUUUACAUACGUCUGGGUUAUUGUACCUGUUAACUAGGCAACCAGGCAACCAACUUAGAUUUGCAUUAGCCAAAUGGGUGGGUAUAUCCGGGUAUAUAGUGUAUUCAAAGAUACCGAAUAUAGUAAUAUUUGUAGAAA